Messenger RNA from Dendronephthya gigantea, 935 nucleotides. Its product is annotated as 26S proteasome non-ATPase regulatory subunit 8-like. The record is from RefSeq and is a predicted model, not a curated record. Gene Ontology annotation, biological process: proteasome-mediated ubiquitin-dependent protein catabolic process. NCBI's taxonomy places the organism in Eukaryota, Metazoa, Cnidaria, Anthozoa, Malacalcyonacea, Nephtheidae. Bases 24 to 842 code for a protein of 272 amino acids. The transcript is spliced from 9 exons. Gene Ontology annotation, cellular component: proteasome regulatory particle, lid subcomplex; nucleus; proteasome regulatory particle.
CGCCGACGGUAUCUUCUUGAAACAUGAAGCGAGAUAAAAUGGCGUCGGGGAAUAUCAGCGAAGUUGUAACUAUGUACCAGACUUUGGUUAAAGACUGGAAUAAAAAGCCCGUAAAUCUUGAAAAAUGCGGCAAGUUAUUGAGCUCUCUGAAGAUCGCCCUAACUGGCCUGUCAUUUCUUCCAACAUCAACAUCUGGCCCCCAACCCCAAGAAUUAGUACUUGCAAGAGAUGUUUUGGAAAUUGGAGUUCAGUGGAGUGUUGAGAAAAAUGAUAUUGCUUCAUUCGAACGAUACAUGGCACAGCUUAAACCAUAUUAUCUAGAUUAUCGAGGCAUUCUUCAAGAGUCACCAUAUAUGUACCAAAUGCUCGGCUUGAAUCUUCUCCUUUUGUUGGCACAAAAUCGUUUAGCUGAAUUUCAUACAGAAUUAGAGUUAUUACCAGCCACAGAAUACAAUGAAAACAUCUAUAUCAAACAUCCGGUACAAUUAGAACGGUUCCUAAUGGAAGGAAAUUACAAUAAAGUGUUUCUAGCGCGAGGAAAUGUACCAGCUAAAAACUAUCAUGUCUUCAUGGAUAUUUUAAUAAAUACGCUGCGAGAUGAAAUAGCAGCGUGUCUUGAAAAAUCUUAUCAGAGAAUUUCAUUCAAAGAAGCGCAACGAAUGUUAUAUUUAGAUUCCGAAAAAGAUAUUAAAGCGUUUGCAACAAAGCGCGGUUGGAAGCUUGGGACUGAUCACUUCUAUAUUUUCGAGGAGGAGGAAUCGGAGAGCAAACAAGGAAUUCCAUCAAUAAAUACGAUCCAACACAUGUUGGAAUAUGCCAAGGAACUUGAGAGAAUCGUUUAAGAACUUAAAUAUGAACAGUUAUUUGUGUUUGUUUAUUUUAUACGUAGUGCUAAUAAUACCAGUUGUAAAAUGUAAUAAAAAUUAUAACAGUCA